Maniola jurtina (meadow brown) is the source of this 2756-nucleotide messenger RNA. It is a transcript of the gene Fkbp45, whose product is annotated as 46 kDa FK506-binding nuclear protein. Gene Ontology annotation, cellular component: chromatin; nucleolus. Bases 183 to 1430 code for a protein of 415 amino acids. NCBI's taxonomy places the organism in Eukaryota, Metazoa, Arthropoda, Insecta, Lepidoptera, Nymphalidae. The record is from RefSeq and is a predicted model, not a curated record. The transcript has 8 exons. Gene Ontology annotation, molecular function: macrolide binding; peptidyl-prolyl cis-trans isomerase activity.
GAAAAGAACUGUCAAAUUUUUAGAAUUUUAAUGGUGGUGUGGUGAUUGAAUUGCCGCCUUCGGCUUUUAUACAAUAUUAAUAAUUAAGAACUUUAGUCACAUAAUUUACUGAGCGCGCAACUGCUUAUUUUUCUCUAGUUUUAGAGAAUUUAUUAGAAUCCGCGUCCCACCAAACUACCACAAUGUUUUGGGGAUUGAUAAUGGAACCGAACAAACGGUACACCCAAGUGGUGGAGAAGCCGUUCCACAUCUCUCAAGCAGCUAUGGACAUCUCAACGGGAGACAACGACGCCUGCCAAGUCAUGGUGGUGGUGGACGGCAAAAACUUCCUGGUGUGCACACUGCAGAAGAACAAGUGCAUCCAAGUGCCCCUUGACCUGUAUUUUAAGACUGGAGAUGCUAUUUCAUUUUUGACAAAUGGUAAAUGCAAUGUUCACUUAACGGGCUACCUGGACCCUGAGUUUGAAGAGGAACCCUCAGAUGAAGAGGGUGAAGAGGAGGAGGAAGACGAAGAGGAAGAGGCUCCAACACUCGUCCCCACCAAGAACAAGAGAAAACUUGACAAUGCUGUAGAAGGAACCGCCAAUAAAAAAGCUAAGCAUGACAAAAAAGCAGCCAAGAAGGAAGUUACAGCUGACAGUUCAGAUUCUGAUGAUGAUGGCGUGGACCCGCUACAGAAGUUCCUAGAUGGAGAAGAUAUUGACACUGAUGAGAAUGAUGACACUUUCAAUGUCAACUCAUCAGCUGAUGCAGAUUCGGAUAGUGAUGAAGAAGAAGAAUCAGUUGAUGAAGAAGCUGGGGAAGAAGGUGAUGAGGACGCGGAAGAGGAGGAUGAUUCGGAUAAAGCAAACACCACCCUGGAAACAAGCACGGAAGAGAAGGCGCCAGAGACCAAGCUCACCAAAUCACAAAAGAGACGACUUAAGAAGAAGCAGCAGAAAGAGAGGCAGGAGCAAAAGGAGCCUCAGGUCAAUGGGGUAGAGAAGGCCAAGAAAGAGAAACCAGCUGAACAACAAAAGGCUAAAAAGGAAAAAGGUGAUGCGAAAAAGGAAAAAGGUGACGCGACAAAGGAUACACAGGAGAAAAAAGAAAAGAAGUCCCUAAGUGGUGGAGUAUUCAUUGAAGACUUGAAAGUAGGGACUGGCCCUGUGGCCAAACCUGGCAAGGUGGUCAUGGUAUACUACGAGGGCAAGCUGAAACAAAACAACAAGAUGUUCGACAACUGCCAGAAGGGCCCCGGGUUCAAGUUCAAGCUGGGCGCCAAGGAGGUGAUCUCAGGCUGGGACGUGGGCGUCGCGGGGAUGAAAGUCGGCGGCAAGCGGCGGAUUCUCUGCCCGCCUGCGAUGGCUUAUGGUGCCAAAGGAUCUCCUCCAGUUAUCCCACCAAACUCAACCUUAGUAUUUGAAGUGGAACUAAAGAAUGUUAAAUAAACUGACUCUUAAUACUAUGUGUGCCUUGUGUCAAGGACAUUGAAACAUUUGGAUACAGUUGAUUGAUAAAAUAAUUUGUAGGAUUGCCAUCAGGAAAUGCUUAUUAAAGCAUGUCUAUAGAGCUAAUGUAGAGUACUUACUAAAGGAGAUUUUUUUUCCAAGUUGUUGUAUGUAAAACAUUCAUAAUUAUUAUGUACUCACUUUUGUAAGUGUUCCAUGUCAGCUGUGUACUGUUAUUUUAAGUUAAUGCUAAGUUAGGAUUGUAAGUUAUAUAAGGAAAUAUUUAGUUGUUCAAGCAGGGACAGAAAACCCAACUAAAUGUGUCCUUGUUCAAUAUAUUUUUCUAUUCUUUGCCUAGAUCACUGUCUAUUCUGCACAUUUAAUAAAUUCAUUCUAAAUAAUUCCAGUUAGGUUCAAAACUUGUAUGAAAUUCAAAUUUAUUUUUAACAGUUAAUUGAAAUCACUUGCUAAUUUUUAUUGUGAAAAUAUCUUAGAGUUAGAUUCAGUUUAAAGAUUUCACCAAAUUGAAUGGUAGAAAAUAAAACAAUAUAGGAAUUUAAAUACAUUUUAUUACUUUGGUUUUAAAUGUAGCUAUGUAAUGUUAUUUCCAGUAAGUAAAUAAAUGAAUAUUCCAGUGACUUUAUUUUAUUUUAUACUAGCUCAUGCCCACUACUUUGAUUUAGGUUUUUUUUAAAACCUGAUUAACUUAGAUUUUCCAGGAAAAAAUAAUACUCCAGGCUAUCCAUCUCUGCCAAAUUUUAUCACAAUUGUUUCAGCAAUUGAGCCAUGAAAAGGUAACAGACUUAUAACUGACUCUUUUACCUCCUUUAUCAAAAUUACUAGCUUCAAUCUGUGAUUGAUUUUUGAAAAGGUUAAAAACACUUCCUCGCAAAUUGUAAUUGUACUAGCGAAUGACAGUCUACUGAUUUAGGUUCUUAAAAAACCUUGGAGUGACCAGAAAGUGAAAUUGGUGGCAGACCAUGGAUCAGACAUGGUUGAAGUGAUACAGGUACUUGAGAACCUGUGCAGUUCCAAACAAUUACCAGAAAGCCAGCUAUAUUAGUAAGUUCCUGUCCAAAUUAACUUGGUAGUAACAGAUGGACAUACAUUCACAUUAAUAAUACUACAUGUGAUGGUGUAGAUUUAUUUUAUUGCACUAAAAACUUAACACUUAUAAUUUUAUUGUUGGUGCAUGACUAAUAACAGGAAAUUCAAAGCAACUUCAGAUUUGAAGGGCAUUCACAAAAUCUUAAAUGCUUAACAUCACAGAACAAACAUAAAUAAGAGUUAAUUUGCUACAAUAACUAUAAAGGUAGGCAGGAUGAU